Messenger RNA from Pseudo-nitzschia multistriata, 3745 nucleotides. The record is from the annotation of a GenBank genome assembly. Lineage: Eukaryota; Bacillariophyta; Bacillariophyceae; Bacillariales; Bacillariaceae.
CCGCUGGUGCUGCUACAAGCACUUCGAUUGUUACAGUAGACCAAGGCGAGCAACGCCGGAAGACGCGAAAGAGCCUGCGUUACAACAGCAACAACCGCAGAUAGGAAACGUCCAUACAGUACUAGAAGGAGCCAGAUUCGGUUUCGCAGUACCGUACGUACUCGCUAGAAUUGCUCUGUGGAUCGAGACGCACUCUUGUCGGGAAUCCAAGCAAGGUCCAAGCAAGAUCCAAGCAACGCGAACGCCUCCAACACGAACGCCUCCAACGCGAACUCCAACGCAAACGCCUCCAACGCCAACACCCGACACCCAACGAAACAGACCAUGUCCGUCGCACCGGACCGAGGGAACAAGCGCAUGAAGUCGGACGGCGGUCCCAUGGGGUCCGGCCCUCCCGACGGGUACUACGGACAGCACCCGCCCGGACGCUACCCGCCCUACGGCGGUCCCGGGGGGCCGCCCCCUCCCAUGGGCUCGGGCUACCCCCCGGUGUGGCAGCAGGGGCACCCUCCCCCGCACUCGUGGGGGUCCUCCGGGCCGCCCCCGCCGGGCCCGGUCUACCACGGGGGAGCGCCCUCGAUGGGCCCCGACCGGGGGACCUACGGGGGUGCCUAUCCGCCCCGGGGGCCCCCGGGGAUGCAGGGGCUUCCGCCGCAGCAGCAGCCGACGCAGCGCCGGGGGGGAGCCCAAGGAGGGCCCCCUCCGCAAUCGCGGCAGGCAAAGGACGGAAGCGGGCCACCGCAAGACGGGAGCCGCCCGCCGCAGGGCUACCAGGGGGGCUACUACCCGCCCCCCCAGGGACCCCAUCCGGGACCCCACCAGGGACCCCCGAGGUCCUACGGGAACACCCCGUAUCCCCCGGGAGGGCCCCCGCAGAUGCACCACGGGCCGCCGCCCCAGUCCUACGGGGGAGCGCCGCCGCCGUCGUCCCGGUCCGGCCCUUCCUACGGGGGCGCCGCGUCCCGGGCUCCUCCGGCCCAGCCGCGCCAGAGGCCGGCGCAGGAGGUCCUGGGGGGCGGUCCGGGGGGUGGCCCGGGCGGCUACGGCCUCCAGGCGUCUUCCGCCACCGCCGCCACCACCGGAACGGACGCCCCAGACUUUGACAACCUCUUUUCGCCGCGGCAGGGGGGAGUGGGGACGCAAGCGGGAACCACCCCGGACGACGACGGGAACUGCUCCGUCGCCACCGAAGGGAACAACUCCAAGGACAAGGGCCGCGGGAGCUACAAGUGCGGAAGGGUGCGUUUCUGUCUUGCCUUUUUGUCUUGCCUUUUUGUUGCAUUCUCUUUUCCAUGUCCAUGCCAAUGUCCAUGUCCAAGUUGCAUGCAUGUUUUGGUUUGUGGUGCUCGGCGAUGGCACAGGCCGUUUCUCGCACCGUUGCGGUCGUUCUGCCAUUUUUCCUCCACGCACUCACGCCUUUUUCGUUCCUGUUUUUCACCCGUACAGUGCGGAGCACCGAAAAAAGGCCACGUUUGUCCUUAUCAACCGAAACUUACUCGCAAGGUUGGGGAACCUCUGCCGGAGAUGCGCUCGGCGGCAAUACAGGUAGAAAUGGACGAAGUAAGUAACGCAACGCAACGCAACAUAACGUAGUCCCCGCCCUAUGUCGUCCCUAUGUCGUCGAGACCACCGGUGCCAAGCACGAUUUCUUUCGCAUGCAACCUAAUCGCUUGUCCAAUGUUUUUUUCCUCUUCUGGGCGAAUGCUUGCGAACCAAGUUUAUGACUCUGCGACGGCUGAACCUGAGAAUCCAGGGGUUUCCAGAAUCCUAUGCCAGCGAACCCUUUGGAGAAGACAUGGUGGUGGGCGAGCCACACCAACCGCAGUCGGCCAUGAAUGCGAUUUCGCCGCUGCCUCAACACAUGUCAUCGCAGCCGCAGCAACACGGGGGCGUCGGUCUGAACGUUGUCGACAGAAACGGAAUCUCGCAACCGCUUCCGCCAUCGUCUGGCAUCGAUCCGGUGACCGGUGCCAGAGCCGAAGAUCCAAUAGUUGGAACUGUGUGAGAAUUUCUUCACUUUCGGAGAACGGACCAGGACAACACUCCAAAGGGUUCGGAAACCACCAACAGCUCUGUCGAGUGGUUGGCACGGGGAAGCCUUCUGCUCUAUUGGUGCUUCGGGUCCACAGCUGGUACUGGACCGUCAGGCGGUAUGUGCCAUUGUAGCGUCGGGUGUGCGAAAGCUUGUGCUCCCGCUGCUACUGGCUCGAGCAGGCAGCGGACGGAGAGGAGCGGUUCGUUGUGGCUACGAUUGCUCUGGCACCGCACACGAGAAACUCGAACAAAUCCGAAACGAGGGCCGUGCGAAUUGUGCAAUAAUACUGUAUUACGGGUUUGUAGCAGGAGGAAGGCGCUCGUCGGCGAAUGCCUGCCUGCCUGCCUGCCGCUGUGGUCCCACGGCUCUCGUUCGCGAAACAAGGCUGUGUCGGUGGGGUACGUUCUCUCGAGUGGAUGCGGUGUGAACUGGCAUUCCUGGCACGGCCAAGGAUAAUAGAACUACAUGUUCCUGCACUAUUUCAUAUUAGGCUACAACGAUUUUCAUUUCACGAGGAUAACUCUUUCUAACAGUACUACUAGUAGUGAUAGCAACACUCCCAAUAGCAUACUGUAUGCACACAAACAGGCAGUUGCCAACACGGAUGGAAACGCGUUGCCACCGCAAGCAGUGACAAUACGAGUUUCGGUACUGCAAACUACCGUAGCCUUUCGACCUCUCGAUCGGCUCCGUCCCGGUUCUUGUAGUAUGCGAUGGAGGAUGUCCUGCGCGUUCUCCUCUUCUCCCAUUCCCACCACCAACAACACAGAGCAGGGGCAACGCCGGCAAGUGCGUCCACGGCGUUCGAUGGCAAAGAACUCGGCUCGGCUCGGCUCUCGAGAUCGUCCCCUUGUGCGUUACCGGAUCCCCCCGCCGCAACGAGAGUACCGAGAUAUCCCAAAGGAUCUGGACACAGCCUUCCACGGGUCAACCCCUCCCCUAUCUGUCGGCGGCCGCAACCGGUUGGUUCUCCUUCCUGUUCUUUGCAGAGGAAUAAGCCAGCUGGUUCGAAACUCUCCCUCCCUCUCUCUCUCUCUCUCUCUCUCUCUCUCUCCCUCUCUCUCUCUCUCUCUCUCUCUCUCUGUAUUGCUCACCCCCUCCCCUUGUCGGAUGCAACAGGUUGUGUCCCAUUCUUUUUUGCAUCAUUAGCAAGCUGGUUUGCAAGUCUCUCUGUAUUUGAAAGGGUUUUUACGGUCACCAAUCCCUUCCCAUGCCAGCGGUCCAAGGAGGACAAGCUUCCAGGCAAGGCAGGUCCGCCACGGACACACACGCCUCCAUGCCACCAAGGACAAAUUACUAAAACUUAUAGAUCGUGUUCCUUGGUGCUGGUCUGCUGUUUGUUGCUCCUUCCGCUUUUUCUUCGGGUGGAUUGCAAACGAGUACCACCAAAUACUACUACUACUAAUAAGGACUUUGGUAGUGGGAGCAUGAUUCAAUAGUCUCUCUGUACUAGAUUUCUGCGCUCCUUGGCCUCAUCAGCCUCUCCUGGUGUGUCCUUCUUCUCCUUCUUCUUCUUGCAUCCUCUGCCCACCAGCAGUCCUCCUCCUCCUUGCUUCUCUGGAUUUGGUCUGUUGUUGUGCUGUCUGCUACUACUAGUAGUACUACUACUAGUUUUACUUUGUGUUACAGCAGUAUCCACCACCCUGCUCACUCCAAGGAUAACUUGGUGGCAUUGUUACUAUGCAUCAUAAUCGCCAGGAAUAUCAUGCA